Molecule: messenger RNA, 620 nt
Organism: Dendrobium catenatum
Lineage: Eukaryota; Viridiplantae; Streptophyta; Magnoliopsida; Asparagales; Orchidaceae
Product: RING-H2 finger protein ATL72
Exons: 1
Coding region: 4-531 (175 amino acids)
Source: RefSeq, a predicted model, not a curated record
AUCAUGUUUCCUGCUUUCAAUAAGGAAAUCAUCAUGUCCAUCUCCUCUAGCCGCCAUCUCGAAACCGAUUUCGCCGGAGAAGCCGUCUUCUCCGACGAGCCGAUCGGAAAUAGCAUCGGCUUUGACUGCAUAUUGAUCCUCGCCGUUCUUAUCUGCGUCAUUGUCUGUGCGCUCUUGCUCGAUUUCAUCGUCCGGUGCGUCGUCCGGUGCUCCGGCCCGAUCCAGCCGCCUGGCCCGAUAAACCUCGGUGGAGCCACGGACGUGCAUCAGGCGAUCCAGAGGCUACCCAUCGUGAUCUACGAUUCGGAGUGCUCGAUCUGUCUAAACCAAAUCGAACCGGGCGAGCGAGUCCGGCUGCUGCCGAACUGCGGCCACGGCUUCCACGUGCAAUGCAUCGACCGGUGGCUCGCGGUCCGGUCGUCGUGCCCGACUUGCCGGCAAAUUCCCUUUACUUGUGGUCGAGAAGGGUCUGAGUGGGCUGACCCGGAGAAGGCGAUUUGGAAGAUAGUGGACCUGCAACUCGGGCGGUAAACGUGAGGAAGUGAGCCGUGAAUAGGCUUGUCUUUUUGUCUUUCUAUUUAGCGCAUGUAGAGAAUAAAAAUGAUCAGAAUUUAAAGUUA